Messenger RNA from Myzus persicae (green peach aphid), 1364 nucleotides. RefSeq names its product putative glucose-6-phosphate 1-epimerase. NCBI's taxonomy places the organism in Eukaryota, Metazoa, Arthropoda, Insecta, Hemiptera, Aphididae. The transcript has 8 exons. Gene Ontology annotation, molecular function: isomerase activity; carbohydrate binding. The record is from RefSeq and is a predicted model, not a curated record. Gene Ontology annotation, biological process: carbohydrate metabolic process. Bases 119 to 955 code for a protein of 278 amino acids.
UUUGCUUGGCGGCGGUGGCGGGCACUCGCGAUUGAUAACGCGGACCUCGGCUCCGGGUGGCCUGGAUAUCACUAAUCACUAUCAACGCGUAUCAUUUGUGUUUUGACCGGCGUCGGCGAUGGCAGCUACCGCAUCCAGCGUAGUCGUUCUCGACAGAGGAAAUAACACAACAUGCACCAUCAACUUGCACGGUGCUACCGUGGUCUCUUGGAGGGUUAACAAUCAGGAACAGUUGUUCGUCAGUAAACUGGCUGUUUUUGAUGGUCAGAAAUCGAUCCGAGGAGGCAUUCCGAUAGUUUUUCCUCAUUUUGGACCCUGGGCUUAUGGACCUCUUCAUGGGUUUGCCAUGACAUGCAGAUGGAAUGUUGAAAAACAACCUGAACCAUUAGAAAAUGGUGACAUUGAAGCACUAUUUUCAUUAGUCGACAAUUCUAUUACAAAACAAAUGUGGAAUUAUAGUUUCAAAUUAGUGUUAAGAGUGAUAUUGAGAGAAAAAGAAUUACAAGUCAGCUUCAAUUUAUACAACUCAUCUCUAGAACCAUUUCAAUUUAACAUGCUUUUCCAUACAUAUCUAAAAGUACCAGAUGUCCGAAAAUGUAAUAUAUCUGGUCUUCAAGGAUGCAUGUAUGUAGACAAGACCAAGGAAAAUGGUGUGUACCAAGAACCGAGAGAAAUGGUGACUGUUAAUCAUUGGACCGAUAGAAUCUAUCAAAAUACACAACAGGAACAUGUGAUUUCAAAUGUUGUGUCUGGAAGAAAAAUGAAAAUGAUUAAAUACAAUAUGCCAGAUACAGUUGUAUGGAAUCCAUGGGAUGUGACAUCAAGUACAAUGAGUGACUUUGGUGAAGACGAAUAUCCUAACAUGAUAUGUGUUGAAGCUGGCAUAGUGAUCACUCCGAUCACAUUGAAUCCAAAUAACACAUAUGAAGGCACUAUAAUUCUACAGGUUAUGUGAGUAGAGUCGGGAGCUGCUGUUGGCGGGGCGAGGUCUAAAGUACGUGGUGUCAAUGCACGCCAACGUUGCUCGCCAUUAUCCGCAGACAUUAAUAGAAACUCCGGCAGCUCCUAUUUUCAAUCACAGACAUCACCUGUUGUUUCCACAAUGUUUAACAGACAACCAGCUGUAAAUCACGGUUGGUUUACUUCCAUGAUGACAUCAACUGAUUUUUUCAGUCCUCAACGUUAUCCAUCCAAUAACCCAGUGCCACCCGUCCACCAUGAUUCAACGUGUGAUCAGCAUUCGUCAUGCACCAUAUGUUCUCUAAAUUUGUAAACAUUUUAUAAAAAUUAUUUAUUAGGUAUUAUUGUAUACUACAUACAUUCAUUUAUUUACGUAAAAUUCAUAUUUUUGAUUAAUUAAUUGU